UUGGACCCUUUAAAAGUUUCCUUUCCUUCAACCCGAAGAACUCGUUGAAAUCCCCUGUUCCCUCCAAACAUACCCCCCCAAACUAAAAACAAAUAAAAAAGAAUGGAUCUCCAAGAACCCUUGACUGACCAAGAACUCCAAACGAUCGAAGCAAUUGAAGCCUCUUUCACCAAGAAAAGAAGCACCAGAGCCGAUCACACUCAAGAACCCCGCCGCAGAACUCGCCGUCACUUACCCUCUUCCGUUCUCGCUUCGCCUUCUUCACCUUCAUUUUCACUUUCACCUUGUCAAGCAGCAAAUUUAAGGAUGAAAUAUCAAACUUUAAGUUUUGGAGGUCAGAUUUUGUAUAGCAGAACAUCAGUAGAGGUAGAGAAAGCUGCAGUGGAGCUUUUACAGGUUCUUGAAGCAAAGAAAAAGGAAACAGAUCAAGUUGCCAUAGGGUUUGAUAUUGAAUGGAGACCCUCGUUCAGAAGAGGUGUUUUACCAGGAAAGGCUGCUGUUAUGCAGAUAUGUGGUGACACCGGUCAUUGUUAUGUCAUGCAUAUUAUUCAUUCUGGAAUCCCUCCAAGCCUGAAGUUUCUCCUUGAGGAUUCUUCACUUUUAAAAGUUGGAGUUGGAAUUGUCAAUGAUGCUGCUAAAGUUUCUAAGGAUUAUAAUGUAUGUGUUAAAGGUGUGGAGGAUCUUCGCUGUCGAGCAAAUCAAAAGCUUGGUGGAAGCUCUCAAAAAUGGAGUCUUGCAUCCCUGACUGAGACGCUUGUUUGCAAAGAGCUUCCAAAGCCCAACAAAAUCAGACUGGGAAACUGGGAGGCAGAUGUUUUAACAAAGGAGAAAAUACAGUAUGCUGGAACAGAUGCUUUUGCUUCAUGGCAUCUCUAUCAGGUUCUGGAGAGCCUCCCAGACCCAGUAUUAGAGGCAGCUGACUAAAGAAGAUUGGAACUGAACAACGGAAGAAGCUGACUAAAGAAGCCUGGAACUGAACGACGGAAGAAGUCAUUCAACCGAGAGAAUGCAGGUUCAAGAAUGGUUUCAGGGCAAAUCGAGCUCUCACAGUUUCAUUGUUAUUAAUAGACCAGAAAUCAGAUUUGUGUAUUCACUAAAUGAAGGGAAAUAUA
Pistacia vera is the source of this 1112-nucleotide messenger RNA. RefSeq names its product Werner Syndrome-like exonuclease. The record is from RefSeq and is a predicted model, not a curated record. Bases 103 to 924 code for a protein of 273 amino acids. Gene Ontology annotation, molecular function: nucleic acid binding; 3'-5' exonuclease activity. Gene Ontology annotation, biological process: nucleobase-containing compound metabolic process. The transcript is spliced from 6 exons. NCBI's taxonomy places the organism in Eukaryota, Viridiplantae, Streptophyta, Magnoliopsida, Sapindales, Anacardiaceae.